UGCGAGGGAGUUGGUUGUUUUGGAGAGAGCGACAGGCAUUGUGUCGAGGCCUUGCUCGUGACCAGCAGUCGCCCAAGAAUAAGGAGAAAAAAGACCUUGCUGGAUUUGGUUUGCGGAAGAGAAUAAAGAUGCGCUCCGGGGGGGUCGAGUGCACGUGUCUUAGAGUUAAAGAGGUGAUAGAUCAAGUAAUACGGGAGAGUCGACGUGUGUUGGGGUUGAAGGGAGACACAAAAAGGAGGUUGCACAGGCCCAAGAAAAGCAAAGGUGUACGAGAACACCAUGAGGUACGGGUUGAGGACGACAGGGAACAAAACGUGCGACACGACCGCGAUCGCCAGUGGGACAAUGACCGUCCAGUUAUUGUACGGGAUCUGCCAGUCCAUGGGUACGGCAGGAGUGGCGAGUACAACCAUGGCGGCAAUGGUCGCGAUCGAGAGGAAGAGCGCGACGCGGAAACGUCUGAGGAUCUUGGGCACUUCGAGGAAAAAGUUGGAUCGUUCGACUUCCUUCUUGGUCGCUCCCCACUGGAUAUUGUACGAGAACAAGUGGGCGAGGAUGGCCUUGCUAAGAUGGAUCGACAAGCCACCAAAGAAGAUGAAGCUACAACUCAUCAGUAA
This is a messenger RNA of Acaulospora colombiana, 617 nucleotides long. NCBI's taxonomy places the organism in Eukaryota, Fungi, Glomeromycota, Glomeromycetes, Diversisporales, Acaulosporaceae. The record is from the annotation of a GenBank genome assembly.